AUGGCAGACGAGGACCUCGAACGGCCAGUCGUGAGCCGGAACGGGACACAACUGCCAGCCUACACGAAGACCUACUACUUCAAACAGCUCAUUGACCACACGAACCCGAGCCUCGGCACUUUCUCGCAACGGUACUGGCACACGUACGAGUUCUACGAGCCAGGUGGCCCGAUCAUCCUUUCAACGCCCGGCGAGGUCGACGCAUCCGGCUACACCUCCUACCUCACAAACUCGACCCUGAACGGGCGGAUCGCGCAAGAGCUCAACGGCUCCACGAUUGUACUUGAGCACCGAUUCUUUGGAUCGUCCAACCCAUACGACGACCUUUCGGUGUCGUCGCUGCGAGUGCACACCGUGCAGCAAGCAAUCAACGACCUCGCGUACUUCGCGCAGCAUGUGCAGCUGCCCAUGCCUGGGGGCGACGCUGUUCAACCGGGCAACGCACCGUGGGUCCUCAUGGGUGGAAGCUACGCAGGGGCACUGACGAGCUACACAAUGGCCAAUGCAACAGAUGUGUUCUACGCGGCGUACGCGUCGUCCGCCGUCGUCCAGCCCAUCGUCAACUUCUGGGGAUACUUCGAGCCUAUCCGACAGUCAAUGCCUGCGAACUGCUCUGCCGACAUCGCCGCCGUGAUCGCGCAUGUGGACACCGUCUUGACCGCAAAUGUCUCCGCAGACGUGCUCGCGCUCAAGAAAACCUUCGGCCUCGACGGCCUCGCGCACAACGACGACUUUGCCGCUGCCUUGCAACAGCCUCUGUACUCGUGGCAGAGUCUCCAGCCGGACAGUGGCCCCGGUCAGGCAUUCUACAAGUUUUGCGACGCACUGGAGGUUAAGAAUGGUGUGGGUGCGCCAGCGGAAGGAUGGGGACUUGAUUACGCGCUCGCAACGUGGGGAGCAUACUGGGUGAACACCUACUUUGCGCAAAUUUGUGGACACGAUGAUGACGAAACAUGCCUUGGUACUUACGACACCUCAAGUAUCUUUUGGACGGAGGACUACACCCCCAACGCCGCUCGCUCCUGGGACUGGCUCACAUGCACCCAAUUUGGUUUUGACUUCACCGGCGCCCCCAUCAACCAACCUACCAUUGCCUCCCGCGUCGUGACCCCCGCCUGGACCGAGCGUCAAUGUGGCUACCGCUUCCCCGGCGCCUGGGGAUCCUCAGCCGAUGUCGCCGCGCCCAACGCCGGUGCCCUCCUCGCCGCCUACUCCGGGUGGAACACCACCACCUCCCGCCUCAUCUUCGCGAACGGUCAGCGCGACCCGUGGCGCGAGGCCACCGUCGCCGCGGACGGUGCGACCAACGCCGGCUCCACCGCACAGCCGCACCUGCUCUCGGACGGGUUCCACUGCUCCGACCUGCUUGUGCGCGAGGGCGCGGCGAGCGCGAAGGUGAAGGCGGUGCAAGACCAAGCAGUGGAGAUCAUGAAGGGCUGGAUCGCGGAGUGGGCGCCGAGUGCGUGA
This is a messenger RNA of Epithele typhae, 1467 nucleotides long. RefSeq names its product peptidase S28. Lineage: Eukaryota; Fungi; Basidiomycota; Agaricomycetes; Polyporales; Epitheliaceae. The coding region runs from base 1 to 1467 and encodes 488 amino acids. Gene Ontology annotation, molecular function: dipeptidyl-peptidase activity; serine-type exopeptidase activity. The transcript is spliced from 10 exons. The record is from RefSeq and is a predicted model, not a curated record. Gene Ontology annotation, biological process: proteolysis.